AUGCCAGGAGACUUGGGAAAAGCAACGGGACAACGCGGCACCGCCAAUCGGAGGCAGGGACAUGCACGGCACCGCCAGACCGUCUGCGCGCGGCAACAGACCACGAGGAACGAGCAGCACAGAACCUGCAGAGGGGCCCCGCGGAGGGGCCCCGCGGAUCAGCUCGCAGAGGAGGAGAGCAGUGGAGACACGCGAACCACAGCAGGUGCAGGGACGUGGAAGAGGAGCAGACCACGAGCAGCCAGACUGAGGACAGCCGGGCCACGCGCACGAGCAACACGUGAGCAGAAGCGACCCCUCCAGAACAACGCAUGCAUUUGCGAACAGGUGCGUUAG
Knipowitschia caucasica is the source of this 336-nucleotide messenger RNA. NCBI's taxonomy places the organism in Eukaryota, Metazoa, Chordata, Actinopteri, Gobiiformes, Gobiidae. The record is from the annotation of a GenBank genome assembly.